This is a messenger RNA of Gasterosteus aculeatus aculeatus (three-spined stickleback), 5947 nucleotides long. It is a transcript of the gene tbc1d10b, whose product is annotated as TBC1 domain family, member 10b. NCBI's taxonomy places the organism in Eukaryota, Metazoa, Chordata, Actinopteri, Perciformes, Gasterosteidae. The record is from RefSeq and is a predicted model, not a curated record. Gene Ontology annotation, biological process: regulation of GTPase activity. Gene Ontology annotation, molecular function: small GTPase binding; GTPase activator activity.
ACGAGUACACGCACGUAGCUGUCAGUAGGAAACGCAGGCUGCUGGUGUUGGAUGUACCCCUGCCGCGCUGCUUGGAUGCAUUAAAAACAAAGAAACUGCGUUUUGUUUCACAAUGAAAACCAUUCUAUAGAAGUUCACUUGCAUUCGGCGAUAAUUGUCGCAGCAAGUCCGCAUGUCUAACACAGGUAACCGAAACAUUCGGCUAGCCAGCUAGGCUAACAGAAGCCCAACGCUAUCCGCGCUAAUGCUAACAGCUACAGUGGGCUAAAUAAGCUAACUUAGCCAGCGAGCUCGCCGAUUGCGAGACGUCUGCGCUUCCAGGUUGCCACCCGGUUCCGCGGUGCCUGGACCCCGGUCACGCCUUUUCGUCGCACUCCAUUUCGCCGAAGAGGUUGCGGGACGCGGAGCAGUGGCGGGGGGGGAGCGUACGGCUAGGAACCCCCUGGCCGUCCAGGCGGACGGAUCGCGGUGACACCGCCGGUUUGUUGGAGAGAUCAGGGAGGAAUCAUGGCUGAACUCUUCACCCUAUCCCCAUCACCCCCUGCAUUGAGUGACCCUCAUGCAGUUCCCUCCAUCCCUCCAUCCUCGUCGGUGCACCCUACUACCAACAGCCCGGCUCUGGACAAGUCCGCUCCCAAGUCUUCCCUCUACAAUGACAAAGCUUUGACUGGAAACAGUCCUGCUGCACCAUCAGGGGGUUCGCCCUCUACCCCCCUCCCAUCUUUGAGUCCUCCCGAACUCACUGCUGAAACGCCUCUUACAUCACUGGUACGCGAAGCUGCUCCACAGACAGACGCCUCAGCAGGGAAAGAUGCAGAGGUCGGCGCUCGUGUUGCGAAGCAGGAAACGAGCACCGACCCGCCGGCUGGAGAGCUCUUUAAUACUGAAGAAGAGACCCCGGCACUGUCAAGCGAGCCAUCGGCUCAGAGCGAAUUGCAACAGGCCUCCCCCUCUCCUGAUCUCAAUCCUGGUCCUAAUCUCUACCCCAAUGUGCAUGUCACACACAAUCCAAAUCCUGUAAUGGAUGAUGGUCAAUUUACAGCGGGCCAACCACAAAUUGCUGCCGCUUCCGAUCCCGCGCCCGCAGAGUCCAGUGGCACGGCAACAUCCGCAUCAGCUAAAGCCGAAGAGGAGGAACCUCACCCACUCCCGCAAGCACAAGACCCUCAAAGCCAGCCUCCCCCCAUCUCCCCGAAGCCCUGCACCCCAAGUGAAGCAAUGAAAGCACAAGACCCUCAAAGCCAGCCUCCCCCCAUCUCCCCGAAGCCCUGCACCCCGAGUGACGCAAUGGCAGCACAAGUGCCCAUCUCCCCCACCAGAGCCGAACACCCCAGUCCGACUGUCCCAUUGAUCCAAGAGCCUGGCCCCGGCUUCACGCUGCCCCACCCAAAACCCCGGCCGGCACCUGACACCCUCAGCUACCUGGAGUCAGCCAGCAUGAUGUCAGGGACGUUGGAGUCUCUAUCUGGGCUGGGAGAGGACGGCAGCUCUGUGGGCUCUGACUCAGAGAUAAACGGCAUGUCGGUCAGGCGCACUGAUAAAUAUGGCUUCCUAGGUGGGAAUCAGUACAGUGACACAGGAGAAAAGGAUAUUCGAGUUGAAGUGGCCAGACAAAGGGAGGUCAAAUGGCUGGAUAUGUUCCACAACUGGGAUAAAUGGAUCAAGCAUCGCUUCCAGAAGGUGAAGUUGCGCUGCAGGAAGGGGAUUCCAUCUUCUCUCAGAGCCAAAGCGUGGCAGCUGCUGUCCAACAGCCAAGAGCUCCUGGAUGCCAACCCUGGAAAAUUUGAGGAGCUGGAGAGAGAGCAGGGAGAAGCUAAGUGGCUGGACAUUAUAGAGAAAGAUCUCCACAGACAGUUUCCCUUCCACGAGAUGUUUGCUGCCCGCGGUGGCCACGGGCAGCAGGAUCUGUACCGGAUCCUGAAGGCCUACACCAUUUACCGGCCUGACGAGGGUUACUGCCAGGCCCAGGCUCCCGUGGCUGCGGUGCUGCUCAUGCAUAUGCCAGCUGAGCAAGCUUUUUGGUGCCUCGUCCAGAUAUGCGAGAAGUAUCUUCCCGGCUACUACAGCGCUGGACUGGAGGCGAUCCAGCUGGAUGGCGAGAUCUUCUUCUCCCUGCUGCGGCGCACGUGUCCGAUGGCGUACCGUCAUCUCAAGAAGUUCAAGAUUGACCCGAUUCUCUACAUGACCGAAUGGUUCAUGUGCAUCUUCUCACGCACCUUGCCCUGGGCCAGUGUACUGCGCGUGUGGGACAUGUUCUUCUGUGAAGGGGUGAAGAUCGUGUUUCGCGUGGGAAUGGUGCUGCUGAAACAGAUGCUCGGCUCUGUGGAUAAACUGCGGGAAGUCCAGGGCAUGUAUGAGACCAUGGAGCGCCUCAGGAACAUCGCGCCCGACGCCAUCAGAGAGGAAGUGUUGGUACAGGAGAUUAUCAUCCUCCCGGUGACGGAGACGCUCAUCGAGAGGGAGUGCAACAUCCAGGUGAGGAAGUGGCGGGAGUCCAGAGGGGAGCUGACGCACCAGCCCGGCCGCCGGCUCCACGGCACGAGGGCCAUCUUCGAGCACAAGCGCCGCGCCGCCUCCAUCAGCUCCGGCGGCAGCUUCUCCUUCCUGGGAAGCUCCAUCCCGCCGCCGGGGCCCCUCAGGGCCUCCUCCAGCCUCCUCUCCCUCCCCGGCUUCCGCAGGUCCAAGGCCCCCUUCCACUCCCAAGCCAAGAAGGGCUCCUUCUCGGGGCCCUCAAUGAUGGAGUCUUCAAGCCUGGAGCGAGGCCCCAGCCACAAACCACCCAUCCCUCACGGGGCCGUUCAGAGGGCUCCGGCCCCCCACCUCCGGAGCCCCUUGGUCGGAGGCGCAUCGGGGGCAUCGGGCCCAUCGGCCGGACCUGCUCCGGCCUCUGCAGACCCCUCGGCAGACCCCUCGGCACGGGGCCAGCCUACCGCUUCGGCCCCGACACAAAGCGCAGCAGCACCGCCCAGCACUCUGUCCCCUUCCCCCAAGGUCGUCUCCGAGCAGGUCACGCCCACCAUCCCCUCGCCCACGGCCAACAACGCCCCCCGUACGCCAAUUCUAGAAUCGAAAAAGGAAGUGGCGCCGGCGCCCGACGCCCCGACCGGGGAGGAAGAGGUGAAGAAGAAGCGGAAGAGCAAAGAAGACAAGAAGAAGGAAAAGGACGACGAGAAGAAGAAAAUGAGGGAGAAGAAGGAGAAGGACAAGACUGAAAGAGAGCGACUGAGGAAGGAGAAAGAGAGGCUGGAGAAAGAGAAGAAGAAAGGGGGGAAGAAAAAGGACAAAGGGGGAGGAGACGUGGAGGAGAAGAAUGGAGCUGCAGCAGCAAGGGAUUCGGCCUAGUUUCCCCCCCACUCUUCAUUCCAGGAUAAUGAAAAGGGACGGCGAGCCGAGGAGAGGUCAGGGAACAAAAGUCUCCCAGUCACAGAAAAGAGAGUUGUUCAUUCAAAAAAAAAAAAAAAGAAGAAAAUUAGAAAAAUAGGGUAACUUCCUAACACGCAUCAUUUCAAGGACCACUUGGAGAAAACUGGAUUAUGGUUUUACUAGCUCCUGGAGGGGCAGUUCGACCCCUCGCUCAGUUCCCUCUUUUAGUUUCAGUAAGAUGGGGACAAAUUUCCUUUUUGUUCUUUCAACUGGAGCAUGGACUGUGAAUUACCGUCGUUAUCGUUUUAGUUUUUGAUUUUCAAAUUGUUUCUGGUUGUCAUUAUGAUUUUAAACGAGAUGGGGGGAGGCAGUGUUCAUUGAAGCACUGACUCAAAGGAAGUUGAAGUAGUUCCGGUGCCAUAGAGGAUGUAAAUAAAAGGUCCACCUGUUAGCACGCAGUGCUCGUCUGCGGCCUGCUUCUCAAACACGGCACUGAAGGCAGCAAUGCCCGUAAUGUUGUUGAGGAUGUAUUUAUUGUCCUGUUAAAUGUUGUGAGUGAGUGCGUGCCUUAGUAGUGUAGUGAAAUGUGUUCUCGUUCUGUGUGUGGCCUCCCUGUUUUCAGUCUCCCUUAGGCUGCUUUUUUUAUUAUGAUUUUUUUUUUUUUUUAUCCCUGAGUGGUUCUUCUUGCAGUGGAAUAAACCUGAAGGAGGAAAUGGAGCGAUGUACACGGACGACGAGAAGGAGAACAUUAAGAACACAACCGGACACCAUAAAACACAGGGAGCAUUUUAUUGUUUUUAUUUCAACUUCUUUUGUCUGAGAUUUUUGCAUAAAGCAGGCGCAACACAAUUGGUUGCCGUGCACGAGUCCCGCAGACCAAAUCUGUAAAAUUAGUAUUUUUGCUUUUGACAAACAAAAACCCUCCAAUUUGUAUUUUUUAUUUAGCCGAAUUUCCUGCGCGGGUAAGAACUCAAGAUCACAAACACAUUAGAAUGUGACCUUGAGUAUCUUGGAGAGAAUGAAGGAAGAUGUUUUGCACUUGUGAACUCGUCACAAAGCACCACUGAAGUCGACCACUCCGUUGAAAACGAGUCCACAUCUGCCUCGAGGACCUAUAGGAAGCCACUUGACUGGAGGCGCCAGGUGUGCCAAUGUAGCAUUGACCUCCGAUCUUUGGCCUUCGGGCUCUGGUGUAUUUAUGUACAAAGUGGUUAAUUUAAUCAAAUAUAGUAUAUUAUGAAUUAUUAUUAUUAUUUUGCAUCUGACUAUUUUUCUAUGUGAGCGAGAGACACCUGGUCGACUGGAACGAUGGCGGACUACACGCAGUGUGGCUGCAGGGGGGGAUCAUCUAAGUGUUUUAUUUUUCAUUUUCUUUUCGUUGCACGCCAUGUCCUUUCUCUCCUACACAACCACCUCGAUGCACGUCUUUGCUAUUAUUUAGGUUUACUGUCACUGUUGGUUAGGUCAACGAAAGGUUUACUGAAGUGCAGUGUUAGAUGGACUCGGGUACAGCGACCGGCCUCCGAUGGAACAGAACAGCGAGGCGAGUUUUCCAGACAGAAUUUUUGGGAGUUGCAGGUCUUAAUCGUACUGUAUAAUAUACUAAGAAGUGAUUUGUGAGCUUCGGAUGGCUCUUUAAUUGGAGACCUUGAGUGUGUCUUGUCUCAACAAGUUGUGUUGUAACACGAUGACCUCUGGACUAACUCCCUAACCUAUUACACUCAGUGUUCUGUACUGUAACAUAUUUAUGCACACAUGGAGCCGCACUGAGCCCGUCAGUGUACGAGGAAUAGUGCCAGGUAGUUAGCGUAAAACCAGUUGAUGCUCUUUAACCGUACUGUUUUUCGUAGUCGAGGAUUAGAGGGACUUUCGUCUAAUAGUAGCCAACAGAUAUGUCCUGCAUUUUCAUUGUUCUUACCCACUUACUUCGGGUCUGUACAAGGCCGUCACGUAGAUGUACGAACGUCCCUCCCGCCCGGUGCGUUCAUUCAUACGCGCACAUCGGUGUAGUUCCAGUGAGGACAACCUGAACACAUCUAUGCAAACCGGCCUCCGCCUCCAGUGUUGACGGCGUUGCGGUGACGGCAGCCCAGAAGGCGUUCAUUUUGUGCGUCAGUCGUUCUUUUUCUGAGCACACGCACACACACUCUGAUUCCGGUGGACUACAGUUAUUUAACGCGCAGUAGAUCCUCGCAGCUCAUGUCUUAGUGAUGAUGUAAUCUCUCGUGUCUCCCAGGACUCGAGACGCCUCGAUUAAAACUAAUAAUCUGGCCGGCUUGUGGAAUCAGUUCUGAAUUAUAUAGAAAAGAAAAAAAAAAAGCACCUGAAACCAUUUCCAUCAGGUCCUUCAAACAGUUCUGCAUCCAUCCUGAAAACGGUCGUUUUCGACCCGCUAAACGUUUUAAGAAGUUUGUUUCUCUCCCCAUGCCGUUACAUCUUUUGUGUUUUUAAGUUUACAUUGUCACACUCUGGUGAAAGUGAAGUAAAAAUCAUAUAAUUGAAUUCAUUCCUUCGGAUCUACAACUAAUGUAUUUAAUUGAUAAUGACAUUUGUGAUGAGUAAUAAACCAUAAUAUAUUAAAUCA